Anopheles cruzii is the source of this 348-nucleotide messenger RNA. RefSeq names its product putative cyclin-dependent serine/threonine-protein kinase DDB_G0272797/DDB_G0274007. Lineage: Eukaryota; Metazoa; Arthropoda; Insecta; Diptera; Culicidae. The coding region runs from base 1 to 348 and encodes 115 amino acids. The record is from RefSeq and is a predicted model, not a curated record. The transcript has a single exon.
AUGACUGCGACGACGCGUGCCAACAAAAAACGCAAAAACCUACCCUCUCCCCUCUACCUCGCCCCGAUGGGACCACACCAUUAUCCGCCAGCACUGGACCAUUACUACUAUCACUACUAUCACAAACAACAGCAGCAUCAGCAGCAGCAGCAGCAGCAGCAGCGCACCCAGCCGUCGGUGCAGUCGCACCAUCACAUGGCGCACGGGGCGGUUCCCCGGCCGACCGAGAUAGAACCACCACCGGCACCACCGGGGGUAGUAGCUCCAUCGAUGGGAACGCCACUGUUCCCGCCGCCCACCCACUCCGACGCCUUGGGGCGAAUCGAUAUGAAUAGCAUUUUCUUUUGA